AAAUAAAAUAACAAAAAGUGUUCAACUGUAUUUAUUUUCCGAAAUUGUUUUUAAUUUGCAAUAAUUUGCGUUUUGUUUCGUUUGUUCGAUUUACAUAUAUGGUGUAAGAAAUAUAGAUCAAACAAUAACAAAUUUAAUCAAACUUGGCUAUUUAGACUGAAUUAUGUCAUUCUUUAACUACAUUUUAUCACCGCGACUCUACAAAGUGUAUCGUGAUGGUUCGAUACAGAGUCUCUACGAACCUGGUGGUUUUGAAAAAUGGGGUGAUCAGGUCAUCUCAACGCUAUCGCUAAUGUGGAACAUCAGCUAUUAUACGUCUCCAUUGAUAAUAACAUUUUUAUAUCGACGUGGCUAUUUUGUAGCUGAAUCGAUAUCAUCAUUUGCUAAAGUUUCAACUGGAAUUGGUUUAUUGGUCGUGAUAUCACUUUGUGUGCGAAGUUUUGGUCGUUCGUCAUCAGCAAGCUAUCGGAAUUUCGUAAAAGCUUUGGAACAAGCCAAAUCAAGUGUGACCAGUACCAACUUGAAAGAUAAACUUCGAUUGUAUGAUUUUGAAUUCAAAGAGUGGCCAGUUGAUUUUGAUGUGAAAGAUGUGAAUGGUGAUCAAAGUAAGCGUCAUGUUGCUUUGAGCGCAAGUCGAUCGAAACCAUUUUGGAUUUCAACGCUUCCAUGUGAAAUUGUAGCUUACAUUGCAAUUCAUACAUUCGGCAUACGAAUGAUAUACCCCGGUUCAAUUCGAUUGCUGCAAAGUUUUCUACAUCCAAUAUUGGUGCAAGGACGCGCUAAAUUGGUUGAAGAAGAGUCUGGCAAACGUAACAAAUUGAGAACCAUUGAUGGAAAUGAUAUUGAUACAAUAUUUAUUGAUCGUCGAUCAAGUGUUAGUGAAAAGAAUAGCAAUGGUCGAACAUUAGUCGUUUGCUCCGAGGGAAAUGCUGGUUUCUAUGAAAUUGGCAUAAUGACCACACCGCUUGCUAUGAAGUAUUCAGUUUUGGGAUGGAAUCAUCCUGGUUUUGGCGGUAGCACGGGAUUACCAUAUCCACAACAAGAUCAAAAUGCAAUGGAUGCUGUUAUGCAAUUUGCAAUUCAUAAACUGGGCUUUCAAACAGAAGAUAUUAUUCUAUUUGGUUGGAGUAUUGGUGGCUAUUCUUCACUUGUUGCAGCUGCACAAUAUCCAGAUAUCAAAGGAGUUAUUCUCGAUGCAACUUUUGAUGAUGUACUACAAUUGGCAAUACCUCGUAUGCCAAGCAGUAUAUCAGGCAUUGUUCGAAUUGCAAUCAGAGAUUAUGCCAAUCUCAAUAACAUCGAUUUGAUCAACCAAUACAAUGGUCCAGUCCUAAUGAUUCGUCGCACCGAAGACGAAAUCAUUGCCGAAGACAAUGAGAUCGAAACAAAUCGCGGAAAUGGCUUACUUAUUCAUCUAUUGAAAAUACGGUUUCCGAAAAUUUUCCAAACCGAACAAAUAGAACGAAUAACAAAAAUGUUAUCUCAACCACUCGAUAAAACAAAAGACUUGACAGGCGGACAUGAAUUGAUGCAUUCGCUUCUGUUGUCGUAUGUGUCUGAAAAUUCAAAGCAAUAUCCGUUGGAUAUCGGUGAGGAAUAUACAUCGGAACAGCGCAAUCAGAUGGCAGAGUAUUUGGUUCGAAAGCAUUUAAUCGAUUUUAAGUCAACUCACUGCACACCGCUGCCAACGGAACAUUUCCGUAUACCAUGGGACGUGCCCAGCAUUGAAAAUGACUUUAUCUUCACGUAAAAUACAUUUAAAUAUGCAUUUAAAAUUAUUUAAGAAGUAUGUUCGGUAAAACUUAUGUAACCAGAUCAUUUUUUCAUUCUAAAAAGGCAAAACACUUUUUUUCUUCAAUAAUUCAAAUGAUUGAAAUUAAAAUGGCAUAAUAUUUACAAAUAAAUAUGCAUCUUGAAUUGACUCUUUCAAAUA
Contarinia nasturtii (swede midge) is the source of this 1933-nucleotide messenger RNA. RefSeq names its product phosphatidylserine lipase ABHD16A. The transcript is spliced from 8 exons. Gene Ontology annotation, biological process: monoacylglycerol catabolic process; phosphatidylserine catabolic process. The record is from RefSeq and is a predicted model, not a curated record. Gene Ontology annotation, cellular component: endomembrane system. Bases 164 to 1750 code for a protein of 528 amino acids. Gene Ontology annotation, molecular function: monoacylglycerol lipase activity; glycerophospholipase activity. Lineage: Eukaryota; Metazoa; Arthropoda; Insecta; Diptera; Cecidomyiidae.